AUGGCCGACGUCGCGAACCUCGAAGCCGCCUUUGAGCGCACCACCAUCAACGAUGAGAACGAUGAGCAGAUCACAUCUACUACAAGCUACCACAAGACAAAGUCUUCUGUGUCGACAUCCCUAUCAGCAGGCCUGUCGUCGUCGCAAUCAGCAGCGAACCGCAUGAAGCUGCCCCAUCAGAUUCCUUUACAGAAGCUCGCUACACAAAACGCAAAGACGGCAAACAUCGCCAAGGUCACCAUCACAGCAAGCACUAGCCGACCUUCAGAACACAACCCAUCUCACCGCCGCACCCUCACCGAGUCAGCCAUCUACACCGCUCCUUCCAACCCUGCACAACCCAAGCAAUGGCAUCUAGGCAUGUUUGAGAUCGGAAAGCCCCUCGGAAAGGGAAAAUUCGGUCGCGUCUACCUGGCCAAGGAACGCUCGUCAGGCUUCGUGUGUGCUUUGAAGGUCCUCCACAAGUCCGAGCUCCAGCAAGGCAAAGUCGAGAAGCAGGUCCGACGAGAGAUUGAAAUUCAAUCGCACCUCACCCACCCUAACAUCCUCAAGCUGUUCGGUCACUUCCAUGACGCAAAGCGCAUCUUCCUCAUCCUCGAGUUCGCCGGGCAAGGAGAACUAUACAAGCACCUCCGCAAAGAACAACGCUUCCCAGAAUGGAAAGCGGCACAAUACAUCGCCCAGAUGGCGGCUGCGCUCAAGUACCUCCACAAGAAGCACGUCAUGCAUCGCGACAUCAAGCCCGAAAACAUCCUCGUGGGCAUCCACGGUGAGAUCAAGAUUUCCGACUUCGGCUGGUCCGUACACGCACCCAACAAUCGCCGGAACACCAUGUGCGGAACUCUCGACUAUCUGCCCCCGGAGAUGCUUCGCGGUGGUGGCAAGGACAACUACUACUCCGAGAAGGUCGAUCUGUGGAGUUUAGGUGUCUUGACGUACGAGUUCUUGGUUGGCGAAGCGCCAUUUGAAGACACACAAGUCAUGACACAGCGCAAGAUUGCGAGGGGAGAGUACACAGUCCCAAGUUUUGUCAGCGCAGAAGCACGAGAUCUCAUCAAGAGGUUACUAGUGCUUGACCCUGAAAAGCGUAUCGCACUUGAGGAUGUUGAGGUACACCCGUGGAUCGUGAAGCACUGCAAGGGCAGCCCGCGAGCUUACGAACGUACUUCAGGGGGCAAGAUACGCAGCAGCUCAGAACAGUCUGAAGAGAGCUACUAA
Molecule: messenger RNA, 1218 nt
Organism: Alternaria atra
Lineage: Eukaryota; Fungi; Ascomycota; Dothideomycetes; Pleosporales; Pleosporaceae
Exons: 2
Coding region: 1-1218 (405 amino acids)
Biological process (GO): regulation of cytokinesis; protein phosphorylation; mitotic spindle organization
Cellular component (GO): chromosome passenger complex; spindle microtubule; spindle midzone
Molecular function (GO): ATP binding; protein kinase activity
Source: RefSeq, a predicted model, not a curated record